Messenger RNA from Leptopilina heterotoma, 3881 nucleotides. Its product is annotated as dentin sialophosphoprotein-like. The transcript is spliced from 5 exons. The record is from RefSeq and is a predicted model, not a curated record. Lineage: Eukaryota; Metazoa; Arthropoda; Insecta; Hymenoptera; Figitidae. Bases 518 to 3502 code for a protein of 994 amino acids.
GGAAAUUAAUUUUCAAAUUCGUUUCGAAAUAGAACAAAAAAUGAAUUUUGGAAAAAAAUAUAAUGAUUGAGAAAAAAAUGAGAAAAAAUAUUAAUUGCUGCAGUUCGGUGCUUUAUAAUCUCGGAAUAUUAUUGCAGAGUCAUUAAAGCAUUAUUGAUUUUCUUAUCUAAAUCAUGCGAAGUUGAAGGUAUAUGAGGUAUAAUGGUAUUGGGAAGGGGUAGCACCUGUACGUCGACCUGCUGGAACAACCCUCCGAAUGCGACAGUUGUUCAUCGCGUCGAACUAACGAAUGGUCGUGCCAGGAAAAAACUUAUUUGCUUCCUGUGAAAAUUUUGUUUACAGGAAAAUUCCCUGAAUUUUCCACUAUUUGAAAUGCAAAAAAUACACUCUCUCAAUGUCGCAGAUUUUUCUAAAAGAAACGUUGUCAAUGUGGCGUUUCAAAUUCGAAUUGUUUCGAAUUUUUAAUCUGUGAAUUUUUCGUUCGUUUUGUUUUUUGCUAAAAAAAAAAAAAAAAGAAAUGACGUUUCUUUAUUACGACAAACGGGAUUUUUAUAAAGGAAUGUUGGAUAUUCAAGAAAAAUUGAGAAAGAGUGAAGAGGAAAGAAUACGAUUGGAGGAACGAUUCAAAUUAUUGAUACAAGAGUCAAAGAACAGGCAUGACGCUUGUAUUAAUAGACUUCGUCUAAGGUACAUUGAAUUUCUCGAGGAGCAACGCGAUCGUGAAGAGAGGAAUAAUAAAUUACGAGGAGCACUUGAUAAAGUGGAUAACCAUUUGGCGUUAAUCACUGCAAAAAGCAAUCGUUUAAACGCACUUCGAAAAAAUUACGAGAUAUAUCUUUUGCAAAAUCGGAUCAAUCAACGUUCAACGGGAAGUUACACCGCUGACAGUGGAAUAACGAGUCAAGAUGAAAGAUAUUUUCGAAAAGAUUUAAUACCCUACAAUCGGAGAUAUUCAGUUCAAAGUAUUUCAAUACCGCCGAGUACGCCAACAAUGACAAAUUUUCAAAGUCGAAUUUUAACACCAACUUUACCAAAAUACGAACCUAGAUUCAUUGAUACUCCAAAGAAGGAAACAUUAAAUUUACCCUCACAAUCAUUCUACACUUCUUCUUCUUCGAAAAUAAAUCAAACACCGGAAAUAUUUUAUCAACAAUCGCAAAUUAUUCCCAAAAUUCACAUAACUCCAUCCGUUUCAAAAAAUAUUCAAACCGAUAAUAAACCAAUUAAUUUAUUUUUCGAUCCAUCCGUCAUUUCAAUGGAACCUGGCCAAAUAUCAGGAAUUGGUCGAAUUUCUUCUUAUCAACCUUUAUCCCAAUAUUCCAGUCCACGUGCCGACAGUAAUAUCAGUCAAUAUCUCUAUAGCCUCCCCUUGCCAAAGAUUAACGAUUUUUUGGAAAAUAAACGACAAUCGAGUAAUUUUCCAUCAAAAAUUGAUAGCACUUAUCCCGACUAUUCGUGGAGGUCAAUCGGCGAGUCUAGAUUCGAGACCAAGAGUCCUCAAUUCGAACGAAAUUACAGACAGCAAAGUCAACGUUACGAAAAUAAAACACCAAAUCGUUUCUUCAAGAGAUUUGAUUUUAACACAACAUUCAAGAGAAGUGAUUACUCUCUACCAUCGUCCAGAGAGAUAUUAAAUUCCUCAAGGGGGAAAACUUCAUGGAAACCAAAAUCGAGUGGAUAUAAAAGUGACUAUGAUGUUUAUGAACGAUCAAAGAGAAUGAAUAGCGAAAUUGAUAGAUAUAUCGGGAAAAUAAGAAAUCUCUACAGGGAUUUAGAUAUUCAUCAUUAUGACGAUUUCGAUCAGGAGCAAAAUACGAGUGGCGAUAUUCUCAAUGUUACACUAUCCGACGACGAGGACGAGGAGAAAUUUAAACAAGUUCCGAAAAAAGGGGAUGAAAAGAAACAAAUUGAAACAAAACGUUCGGAUGUGAAAUUAUCUUCAGAGUCGCUUUCGAAGGAGGAGAAAACAGAAACUGAGAAUGAAGUUGAGAAACUUCGCGAAGGUUUAGAUCUAAAGAUUAAACUUCCUGACGGUUCGGAUCCGAAGAGUAAACUUCAAGACGGUUCGGAUCCAAAUAUUAAACUUCAAGACGAUUCAGAUCCAAAGAGUAAACUUACAGACAGUUCGGAUCCAAAGAAACUUCAAGAAAUUGAAAAAAAGGAAAAAAAGGAAAAAAGUGAAAUAAAUGGAAUAAAUGGAACAAGAUUGGUAAAUAUUCAGGAAGAAGUUAAUCAAGAGGGAAGUAAUGCGGAAAAAGAAAAAAGUGAGGAGACAAAUGGAGAGCAAAAAGAAGAAACUGCGAAAGAAGAUAACAGUGAAUUAAAAUCGGAGCAAGCGGAAAAUUAUCAGUACAAUCAGGAUUAUAAUUACGAUCCAAAUUACGAACAAUAUUCUGCUUACCCCGAAAUGUAUGAGCAAUCCUAUCAGAAUCAAAAUCAAACCUCUGAUCAACAGGAUCCCAGUCAACAAUACGAUCCGACUCAAUAUGAGCAAAAUCAACAAUACGAUCCGACUCAAUACUCUGCUAAUCAGUACGAUCAGGAUCCUAAUCAGCAAUACGAUCCGAAUUCCGAAUAUAAUCAGACUUCAGAACAAAAUCCGAAUUUGGAAUAUAAUCAGAAUUUGGAACAAAAUUCAAAUUCGGAAUACAUACAAGAGGGAAGUAAAUUCAAAAGCGAAGAGUUGAAAGAUUCAAAGCAGCACAGUCAGGAAAUCGAUCAAUAUAAUCAGGAUGCUAAAAAUUCGGGGGAACCUUCGAAACAAGGAGAUGGGAACCAAUACGCACCUGCUGCGGCAGAAGAUUAUGCUCUGAAUUCAAAUCAGUACGAUGCCAAUCAACAUUAUCAGGAUCCUAGUCAUUACGAUCCGAAUCAGCAGUAUCAGGAUCCUAGUCAGUACGAUCCGAAUCAACAGUAUCAGGAUCCUAAUGUUCAGUACGAUCCAAAUCAGCAAUAUCAGGAUCCCAGUCAGUACGAUCCCAAUCAGCAGUAUCAGGACCCAAAUGUGCAAUACGAUCCGAAUCAGGUUUAUGAUGCGAAUCAGCCUUAUGAUGCUAAUCAGCCUUAUGAUCCCAAUCAGGUCUACGAUCCAGCUUAUGAAACAAAUCAGAAUUAUGAGACAAAUCAGACUUAUGAUUCUAAUCAGACUUACGAUCCUAAUCAGACUUACGAUCCUAAUCAAACUUACGAUCCAAAUCAAACCUACGAUCAAAAUCAGUCCUACUAUCCUCAAUCACAGGAUGAAUCAUAUUCUCACCAAGAUGAAUCGUACAGUCAACAGGAACAACAAGCUUAUAAUUCUGAUCAGUCUCAUAAUCAGAAUUUAACAUCGGACGUGAUUCUGGAAGAAAGUUCGAAUAUCAGUGCUCAAGAGAAGAAGAAUAAUAAAGUGGAGGCGAAUAUUAAUAAUAGCAAAAAGAGUGUAAUUACUUUAGAAUCAGAUACGGAGAGUACAAUAGAGAGAAAUGCAUCGAAUACUGAGAGUGAUUUUGAUUUUAAUUAAUUCUACAGUAUAUAGAGACUAUAUUCUAUACAGAAUAUAGAGAGAGGUAAUUUAGAUAAUAGGUAUUUUAAGAAUGAAUUUUUUUCUCUCGUCCUUUUGGGUUUUUUUUUUAAAGAAAACAAAUCUAUAUUGGACAAGUAGACAAAUAUCGAUCCUCAAGUUGUUUUUGUCGAUAAUAUUAUUAAUUAUUUUGUCGAUAGAAAAAAGAAAUUCUAAACUAGAUUUUUAUUUUAGAAACUGAAGAGAUUAUCAGUUUUGUUAUUAUUUGUUAAUGAAGAAGACAAAUUUUCCGUCCAUGAGAAAGAAUAUAUUUUUUGUUAAGAUCUAGUCAAAUAGAUUGUAUAUCUUUAAAUUUAGAAAUAAAUUUAGAUUAAGAAAU